Molecule: messenger RNA, 2395 nt
Organism: Pocillopora verrucosa
Lineage: Eukaryota; Metazoa; Cnidaria; Anthozoa; Scleractinia; Pocilloporidae
Product: potassium voltage-gated channel protein Shal
Biological process (GO): potassium ion transmembrane transport; protein homooligomerization
Cellular component (GO): membrane; voltage-gated potassium channel complex
Molecular function (GO): protein binding; voltage-gated potassium channel activity
Source: RefSeq, a predicted model, not a curated record
CGAACACUAAAUGUUUCUUAAAAGAUUAAUUUUCUGCGUGCCCGAGUUUAAGGUUCCUGUUUGGCAUAUUGAGCCAUUGGUAAACGAUUAUUAAACUUCAUAAUAACAACCUGGUCAUUUACAAGUACGUCAAUCGAUGUCUUGGCAUUGUUUUAACCAACAAGUUGCAGGGAACCGUUUGGUAAAGUCGAGACAUCGAAUAAUUCGUUUGUUCAUGGUUUGCAGCCACUGACCGCGUCGCAGAAUUUCAAGUUCCAUGAAAGAAACAUAAAAAUUUAGCAUGGAGUCUAAGACGGCCUGCUCUUCGGAAGGAGAUAUUUAGUGAACUAUACAUGGCGAGGCGUGUUCACUUCAACAACGAAUUACACAAAAAGCAUCGUAUUGUAUUAAACGUAAGCGGACAACGGUAUACGACAGAAAGGAAGUGUUUACAAAGACAUCCACAUACUCUUCUCGGAAGCGAGAUGUUAACCAGGUUUUUUGAUCCUAUUAAGAAGGAAUAUUUCUUCGAUAGAGACCCAUAUUUGUUUCGAUACAUAUUGAAUUUUUACCAAUGCGGGAAGCUUCACUCAUCGCCCGACGAUUGUCCCGUUGCUUUUAAGGACGAGCUCGACUUUUUCGGGAUUCCUAUUUGUGAACUCGAGGACUGUUGCUGGUACACAACAAACACUGAUGAGAAAGAAAAACACCCGUGUCACUACGCCGUGAGGAAAGCUAGCAUGAAGGCGGUACAUUCUGGUAAUUACCUCGAUUGGAAUAAACGAGAAAAUAAACAAGGGAUUAUUAAAAGAAAGAAGAUUCCCGCGACGAGGUCAAAAAACUUUACACAACCUAGUAGAAGCCCAAAUCAUGUACCAUUGACAGAGAAACGAUGCGGCAACACACGACAAAAGUCGGAUAAGAGAGCUGAAUUUAUACGGGCGAAACACUCUGAAGAGUGUGAAAACUCAACAGAAAAGUGCUCGAGUACACGCAAGUGUGAAAUAAAUUGCAGAUGCCAACCGCAUAAAUCCAAAAUAGCACAACGAUUAUUUUAUUUUUUGUAUGGGUUGUUCAUAGUUCUAAGCGUGGCUACCACAACGGUGGAGACAAUUGACUGCGAGGAUGGCGUGAAAUGUUUAGUGCUCUAUCCCGACUUGUUCUUCGCCUUUGACGCCACCUUUGUGGCUGUAUUCACCGUAGAAUUCCUCAUACGAUUCGCUUGGUCAAAGAAACGCUGUGCAUUCAUGAAAGAUUUCUUCAAUGUGAUAGAUUUACUUGCAAUAUUGCCCUACUAUAUAUCGCUCAUUGCGACGCAGUUCGUAACCACCGACAGCGUUACGCUUUUAAUAACUCUACGUGUUCUACGUGUCGCGCGGAUAAUGAAAUUAACCAGAGGCUCUACGAGAUUGAAGUCUUUGCUCUAUACCCUAAGAAACUGCUCAACAGAUCUGCUGUUUUUGUACUUCACGUUCACCCUAGGGAUAUUGCUGUUUGGGAGUGUGUUGUACUUUGUGGAAAGUGGGGAAGAUUUCCGGAGUAUUCCUCAUUCCCUCUGGUACACUUGCGUGACGAUGAUGACUACCGGGUAUGGUGACGUUGUACCUGUAUCAGUAUUAGGGAAGGUAAUUGGUGGAAUGUGCUGUGUAUGUGGUGUGGUAAUAAUGUCACUCCCAAUUCCUAUUAUGCAAGACAAAAAGGUUAUAGUGCAGAAUUGAGAGGAAAGCGCCGAUAUUUUCAGAUUUAUACCAUUUAUUAAAUUAAAAUAACUAAGAAUAUCAGCUUAUGACCGCAUUGACUACCGGACUCAGAGCAAAAAUGAGUUGGGCUUGCUGAUCAAUCACGCACAAGCGAGCGGAGCUGAAGAGCAUCGUCGUCCAUAGGUUGUCUUUGCUAAAGUAAAUAUCGAAAAAUUUUUCUUUGAUGAAUGAAAUCUCCAAGGAAAAGUUGUAAGCGUCACACAUGGAUAUGGAAUUAAACUUGAAGCGUCAUGCAGUCUUGCAAAAUCAGAUCCUGAAAUACUUACAGUUCUCUCAAAAAGACGUGACCUGUAUGCGUGCUGUUUUGGUGGUCUAGAGGCUGCUACUGCAUUUAACCCUUCACAUCCUAACAUCAAUAUGCAUAUUCUUCACACUGUUCCUUAUACAUUUCCUAAGGUGCUGACAAGGAGAAUUUGCUAGCCAAUCAUAAGGUUCCUUCCCUGGUGAUCAUUUCCUUUAUUCUCAUUAUCUCAAUGUGUGAUUCAGGAGGAUAUUGUAGGGAGAAUUUGGAUGCUGGUCACUCCUGGGGAAGAAAGGGUUAAAGAAGGGUGUACAAAUACCCUGUCUAGACCAGAGGCAUUUAAAAGGAAAGGGAUAUUGUAAAUUAGUUAUUUGAAAGUGUCCAUCAAUUGAUCCAAGAAGUUAAUGAAUAAAAA